AGGGGCCGGUGCGUUCUCGCCACCGCUCUUUGCAACCUGCGGGGGCCGGUGCAUGCCCGGCGAGAAGCCGGGCCGUUGCAGGUGCGUGCAGCCUCGGAGGAGACGACCCUCCCCCCCCCCCAACUCGGGCGAAGAGAGCUGCAAGCCACGGGCAGGCGGUCGAGCGAGAGGAAGCAACAAAGACAAGCUGCAGCUGGGGCCGGCUAGAGGGGCCGCGGCCGCCGGGCUCCUGGCGCGGGCGGAGAGGGCGCCCCGGGGAGCUGCAGCCCUGAUCAGGACCCGGAGGGGAGGCGCAGCGCCGCCCGCCGGACGCGGUGAGCACAGGCCCCGGCGAGGAUGCGCCGCCUGAGCGCCCGAGCGGCCCGGGUGCCGGGCGGGCACGACCCCCGCUGAGCCGAAAGAACCCCCACCCCGGACUUCGGACGGCGCGGGCCGGAGCCUGGAUCGACCUCACCGACAGCGUCCCUUCCCACCUGGAGAGAGGCAUCGGCCCCCAAGGGGGGCUUCCUCAGGCAGCCUCUGCCACCUCUGCAUGGCUGCAACCCAGCAAGCGGAGAGUCGUCCCCUCUGAGACCUGGUGCCCUUCGACGGCCUGGCUGAUUCGGGACCCCGCCACAGAGCGCGCCCCGCUGCGGGCCCCCAGCUCAGCCAUGCUGGCCUGUCUGCAGAGGACCCAGAACGCCCCCGGCCAACACCUGGCCUGCCCGACCAAGAGCCUGGAGCUGCGCAAGUGCGAGACGGUAGGCAGCUCCAUGCAUUCCUCCCGCUACCCGAGCCCGGCCGAGCUGGACGCCUACGCCGAGAAGGUGGCCAACAGCCCGCUCUCCAUCAAGAUCUUCCCCACCAACAUCCGCGUGCCCCAGCACAAGCACCUCAGCCGCACGGUCAACGGCUAUGACACCAGCGGCCAGCGCUACAGCCCCUACCCGCCGCACACGGCCGGCUACCAGGGCCUGCUGGCCAUCGUCAAGGCGGCCGUGUCCUCCUCCUCCGGCGCGGCCGCGCCCACCGGGCCCGCCAAGAGCGUGCUCAAGAGCGCCGAGGGCAAGCGGACCAAGCUGUCCCCGGCCGCCGUGCAGGUGGGCGUCGCGCCCUACCCGGCGCCCAGCACGCUGGGGCCCCUGGCCUACCCCAAGCCGCCCGAGGCGCCCGCCCCGCCGCCCGGCCUGCCCGCGGCCGCGGCCCCCGCCGCCGCCGUCAUCCCCCUGCCCGGCCGCGGCCUGCCCCUGCCGCCCUCCAACCUGCCCUCCAUCCACAGCCUCCUCUACCAGCUCCACCAGCAGUGCCAGGCCCCCGGCGCCGCGCCCGCCGCCUGCCAGGCCGUGCCCGGGCCCCCGCCCAGCCCGGCCAAGCACGGCCCGGUGCCCGGCUUCCCCCGCGCCGCCUACUCGGCCACGGCCGGCCCGCCCGAGUGCCGGAAGGGCGCCGAGCUGGGCCAGGGGAGCACGCCGGCGGCCUUGACGUUGGCCGGGGCCGCCAAGCCCGCGGGCUACGCGGACGGCGGCCUGGAUUACCUACUGUGGCCCCAGAAGCCGCCCCCGCCGCCGCCCCCCCAGCCCCUGCGGGCCUAUGGCGGCGGCGCGCUGGCCAGCAAGUCCCCCGAGGCCUGCGGGGGACGGGCAUACGAGCGGGCCAGCGGGUCGCCCCUCAACUGCGGCGUGGGGCUGCCCGCCAGCUUCACCGUGGGCCAGUACUUCGCCGCCCCCUGGAACAGCGUGCUGGUGACCCCCACCAGCGACUGCUACAACCCCGCGGCUGCGGCGGCGGCGGCGGCGGCAGCGGCGGCGGCCGGGACCGAGCUGGGGCCGGGGGCGGCCCGGGAGCUGGCGGGGCCCCCGGCCGAGACCCUCUCGGGCCUGCCCAGCAAGAGCGUGUGCAACACGGCCGUGCUCAGCAGCAGCCUGCAGUCGCUGGAGUAUCUCAUCAACGACAUCCGGCCGCCCUGCAUCAAGGAGCGCAUGCUGGGCAAAGGCUACGAGACGGUGGCCGUGCCGCGGCUGCUCGACCACCAGCACGCCCACAUCCGCCUGCCCGUCUACAGAUAAGGGCGGCGGCACCCGCACGGACCGACGGGCAGGGCGCCGAGGAGGCAGGGGUGGGCGGGGAGAGGCAGGCCGCAGAACAGGGUGGGCGGCACGCGGGGCGGUGGGGAUGGGGACAGCCCGGCCCCGGGUCCGAGUGCCCCCCACCCCGAUGCCCACAGGGAAGCCAGGCUGGCGGCCCGCCAGCUGCCGCCGAUGGGGAGUUGGCCAGGUGACCUCUCGCUCGCCGACGCCCCUCCCCACCAUCCGCUGCCCCGGCCAGCCCUCCGGGGAGGCCUAGGGGCAGCCACCCCCCAGGUCCAUACCUCCCUCCAUCCAAGCUGGCGGAGGCCGGGAGAGCAAAGAAGCGGUUCUUCCCGGCUGUCCUGGAGAGGGGCUCAGGCCGCAGUGGGGCACAGGAGGAAAUGUGAUGGUCUGGGGGCGGGGGUGGGAUCGGAGCAGGCCCCUCUCCCCCGGCUUAGCUCCUCCCUCUUGUGGUCCCAGUCUCCAGGAGAAAGAGCAGAGGGGGCCCACAGCGCCCCUGCCCCCCCACUGCCUACUCCCAGUGAAGAUCAGACAAGAGGCUCCGGAGAAUGCUGGUCCCCCUGCUCCUCCCCUUCUAGACCCUCUUGCCCUCCCCACCAUGCCUUCCCCACAAAGAAUCCCAUCUCCAUUCUCCAAACCCUGGACCACCACCUUCCCCCUUCCCAACAGGACCUCUUAUGGGGGGGCUGCCGGGCACAAUUGUGCAGGUUGUGUACUGCACAAGGGCAAACUCAUCCAAGGAGGCGUCAUUUGCAUCCUAGACGUGUAUGUUUAUGACGGCAAAUUUUCUGAAUCUCGAGGAAGGGGCAGCAUUGACCUAUUCGCACAAAGGCGCCAUAGGGGCUAACAGUGUCAGAGGGCUCAGACCCUGCUUCCUUCAGGGGUCCUCCCAGGAGCCAGUGCCAGGGCAAACUGCUGGUUUUAACUGGGAGAUCCAAUCCACCCCCUUUUCCUGCAAGCCACCCUCCAAGACCUGCCCCACACCACUUGGGAGGGGGGAAUCAGGCAGGCAUGGGGGAGCCCCCCAUUAAGUCCCUAAGGCCCAAUUUCCCCAAGUCCUGGCCCCUCUGGCACUCUGGAAGCGGUACUGUAUCUCUCUCCAAGGCCUGUUCAAGCACUAAGUGCAUUUACGAAUCUCUGAGAAUGUUUUUUUUUAUAUACUAAAAUUGACCAUUAUAUUCUACUGUGAGAAGUACGGUCUGCACUAUAUUGUUUUAAAAACGAAGAGAAAGAAAAGGAAAACACA
Molecule: messenger RNA, 3312 nt
Organism: Cervus elaphus (red deer)
Lineage: Eukaryota; Metazoa; Chordata; Mammalia; Artiodactyla; Cervidae
Gene: FAM222A
Product: family with sequence similarity 222 member A
Exons: 3
Coding region: 651-2045 (464 amino acids)
Source: RefSeq, a predicted model, not a curated record